UCAUUUGUGCUUUUCUUCCCUGGAGAGAUAUGUUCACGAAGAUGUCGCUCAUGUUUAUGGCCAAGAUACUUUCGCCUGUCCUUCUCUAAGAGUUUUAUGGUUUCAUGGCUUCCAUUCAGGGGUUCGACCAAUUUUGAAUUUACUUUUGUGUAUGGGGUUAGACAGUGAUCCAUGUUUGCUCCUUUUUUGCAGCCAUCACCUCCGGCUUUGGAGCAGUGACCCAGACCACCAGCUGUGGGACCAGUAGUACAUCAGGGUUUGGCAGCACCAUCUCAGCACCCUUGACAUCCAGGGUGUCAGCAGUCCCCACUGGCAGUGGGGGCUUUGGGACAAGUGUGGCUGCUCCCCACAGCAGCUCCACCACUGGGGCAUUUGACACUGCAUCAGGACGGAGUGGGAGAACUGGUCUCAAGAACCCUUUCUGGGGAGCCUUGGAUCCAAACUCCCUGGGUGCAGCUGGCCAGAGCACAACCUCUCCCGUCCACAUGGCCCGGUCACCUCAGAACACAUCUGGGAUUGCAGCAAUCACCUCGGCCUUUGCAGCUAUGACCCUGACCACCAGCAGCGGGACCAGUAUGUCAGUGUUCAGCGGCACUACCUUAUCACCAUUUACAUCCAGGGUGUCAGCAGGUCCCGCUGGCAGUGGAGGUUUUGUGAUCAGUGUGGCUGCGGCCCACAGUAGCUCCACCACUGGGUCAUUCGGACUUGGGUCACGACGGAGUAAGACAACUGGUCUCAAGAACCCUUUCUGGGGAAGGUUGAAUCCAAACUCCCUGGGUGCAGCUCGCCAGAGCACACUCUCGACUUGCCACGUGACCAGGACACCUCAGGACACGUCUGAGAUUGCAGGUGAGAUUUGGAAUGGGCUAGCCAUUCCAAAUAAAUAA
Molecule: messenger RNA, 887 nt
Organism: Manis javanica (Malayan pangolin)
Lineage: Eukaryota; Metazoa; Chordata; Mammalia; Pholidota; Manidae
Source: RefSeq, a predicted model, not a curated record